AUGGCGUACUUCGCGCCUGAGAGUGGUCAAGGCAGUCUGAACAUCAGCCUAGAGACGUCUGACAACGGAGAAACGGUAGAGGCAGUGAGCGCAUCGGAUCGUGUUGGAGUGUCAGCAUCGAUCACAUUCAACACUACUGCUAGACUGACGCAACCUAUCCUUGGUAGUAUACGGGCUAUUCGCGACCAGACCGAAGGCUCAGGCGUUAGUCAAGACUUCCAGAAUAAUUUCGGUUUCGCGAUCAACGACGACGGGAGCGCCUCCAUCAAUCGUACCUGGUUUGACGGUGUGACUACUAUGACGCUGAAGUUUUCACCGCUGAAUGGCGCUCAAGCCAUUAGGUUGAAUCGCGAGGCGAAUUGGACUUUGACAUUCGGCGAAGGUAGCUACCGCUUCGAAGCCUCUUACAACUAUGCGCAACUGGAGCAGCUCAGUCCUCAAGAAGUUCUCAACGACGCGUCUUCCGGCUUGAUUGCAGAGAACCCGGACCAAACCACCUCUUUGUCAUUCCUAUCAUACUCGAACAAGCUGCUGGCUGGCACAUGGCGCUUCCUCACCUACUUCGGUCGAGACAGUAUGCUCUCGCUGCUGUUGAUGCAGCCCGUUCUCAGCGAAGCGGCCAUCGAAGCCGUCAUCGGAGCUGUCCUCGAGCGAGUCAAUCGCACUGAUGGUACUGUGUGUCACGAGGAGGUCCUCGGCGACUAUGCGACAUGGCUGAACAGGAAGAAGGGAAUUAAAUCCAGCGCACCUGGCUGUGACUACAAGAUGAUCGACACGGACUUCAUGCUUCCUAUUUCCAUGAACAGCUACUUCGUAGAUACGGAUGCUGGAAAGAAUCGUUCGGAUGCUUUCUUCACCAAGACCGCAACAUUCCUAGUCGAAAACGACGGACUGGCGUAUUCUGAGCUGGCCCAGUUCACCGCUGAAAAGAUCAUGCGGAUUGCUGCACCAUUUGCGCAGAUUCAAGUAAAGGAGAACCUCAUCCACCUCAAGGAAGGCGAGAUAGUCGGCGAGUGGCGGGACUCUAGUAAUGGCCUCGGAGGAGGUCGCAUCCCGUAUAACGUCAAUACUGCGCUUGUACCUGCCGGACUCCGGGCAAUCGCAAGUUUGAGCCGCGCGGGCUUCUUCUCCGACCACCCAGCCUGGUGCGAAGAGGCCGAUGAGUACGCCCAGAUUUGGGAGGACGAGACAUUACGCUUCUUCGAAGUCACCGUCCCACAGGCCGACGCCAAAUCUCUUAUUGUGGACUACGUCUCGAACGCCAACCUUACUCUUCAAACAAAUGUCGACAAGAUCACAAGUAAUGUCACAUACUAUGGCGUCGCUCUUGACGGCGAAGUCGGUGCACCCAUUGUGCCUGUCGUCAAUAGCGAUGACUGCUUCCGCCACUUCCUCCUCGACACCACGAACCAAACCCAGUUGACGGCAUACAUCAGCCAGACCGCCGAUCACAUCCUCCAACCUUUCCCGGUUGGCCUAUCGAGCGACAUUGGACUAUUCGUUGCGAACCCUGCGUACGCUGGAAAUGCGACAUUCGAAGCAGGUUUCUCAACGGACGACUACCACGGCACUGUAGUAUGGAGCUGGCAGCUUGCCAUGAUGGGCGCUGGGCUUGCGCGACAACUUGGUCGAUGUGACAAGGAGGGUGCGCCCGUCUAUGACAAGGUCCUCUCUGCGUACAAUAGCCUUUGGGAUACCAUUGACGCCAACCGCGAGCAGCUAAGCCAUGAGGUAUGGAGUUGGAAAUACGAUAACGGUUAUCAGAUCGAGCAGCUGGGCUCGUUGACCGCGACUGAGAGCAACAUUCGCCAGCUAUGGAGUUUGACUUUCUUGGCAGUCAAGAGGGAGAGUUUUGGGAGCGCGUAG
This is a messenger RNA of Alternaria novae-zelandiae, 1866 nucleotides long. RefSeq lists its product as uncharacterized. The transcript has 2 exons. The record is from RefSeq and is a predicted model, not a curated record. Lineage: Eukaryota; Fungi; Ascomycota; Dothideomycetes; Pleosporales; Pleosporaceae. The coding region runs from base 1 to 1866 and encodes 621 amino acids.